Lepisosteus oculatus (spotted gar) is the source of this 1013-nucleotide messenger RNA. It is a transcript of the gene c29h19orf25, whose product is annotated as chromosome 29 C19orf25 homolog. The record is from RefSeq and is a predicted model, not a curated record. NCBI's taxonomy places the organism in Eukaryota, Metazoa, Chordata, Actinopteri, Semionotiformes, Lepisosteidae.
UGACGAGGAAGUCGCCACAUGAUCCUAAAGCUGACUGAUGUGGCUUUCGUCCUUUUCGCCGGGAUAUGCUGGAAGAGGAGACGGCGUUAUAAGAAAGCAUUGUACUUAUUGCAUGGGUCUGAGCAAUGGGCUCUAAGAGUAAGAAGCGAGUCAUUUUGCCAACGCGCCCUGAUCCGCCCACCGUCGACCAGAUCCUGGAGGACGUUGGCAGGGCCUCUCCUAGCGACCCGGUCUUUACCAUGUUUCAGGACUGCUCACAAGAUCGUGGGACAGCGGCGGAGGGAGAGGUGGAGAGCCGAUACCUGCAGAGCCGGAGGUACCUGGAGUGGGUCGAGCAGCUGCAGGAGGCCCAGGCGCAGCUGGCCGCCCGGAGGGGGGAGCUCCACCUGGCCGGAGAGAGGCUGGAGCAGACUGUGGCCGAGGUCAGGGGGAGAGCGCUGUGAGACGGGCCCCCGGGCACCCUUAGGCACCCUCCAGGACCCUGCCCUGCAGUCAACUCCUGUAUGAGCAAUAACGCAGCGGCACCCGCCUCUGGUGCAGUGCGACUGGCAGCAGAAACACAGAAGCAAGAAGAUGCCCCGCUGGGCUGGAAGGACUCUGUAGCUCCUUUAUUGUGAGAGGAAAUCCUUCAAAAAAACACCAUUCAACGAGAAUGGAAAAGGAAUGUUGGGGUGUAACAGUGGUCUGUAAAUAAGUGUCUGUUUUUUCAUUUGUAAUCAGCGCAGCCCCUUCAGUUAUAGUAUUCAUAGUAUAAGCAGUCAUUCAUCUGUUGUACCCUGGUCGUGCGCGCAUGUUGCCACUCAGAAAUUACUUCCUGUGGGGGAAAUGGCACAAAGAAGCCAAGUGUUGUACAUGGAAAGAUUUCAGGAUUCUCGUUUAGUAGUUGUUAAAAUAAUUUAAAAAUUCUCAUUUUGUAACACAAUAAGUAGAUAAGCUAAAAGGUUAAUGAUGUUUAAUGAUGUCAAGACUGGUGUAAAUCCCUUAUUUCAAUAAAAAAAAAAUUGGCGUUACGG